Molecule: messenger RNA, 1443 nt
Organism: Saxophila tyrrhenica
Lineage: Eukaryota; Fungi; Ascomycota; Dothideomycetes; Mycosphaerellales; Extremaceae
Exons: 4
Coding region: 1-1443 (480 amino acids)
Source: RefSeq, a predicted model, not a curated record
AUGUUGGUCAUCACUCAACUAAUAUAUCUCGUGGGCUACGCUCUUGCAGCGGAUCCUGUCGUCAAGGUGCUGAAUGGUUCUUACAGCGGACUGCAUCUGCCACAGUUCAAACAAGAUCUCUUCUUGGGAAUGCCGUUCGCACAAGAUACUGGUGAAGCGAAUCGGUUUCGUAUCCCGCAGAGCCUGAACGAAACAUGGCAUGGCAUUCGCCCAGCCAUUCAGUAUGGCGACGCAUGCCCGGACAACGAGCCCGACGCAGACGCAGCGUACGGCAUGAGCGAGAACUGUCUCAGCAUCAAUAUAGUACGUCCGUCAGAAUGCCAGGGCAAGCUGCCAGUUAUGUUCUGGAUUCACGGCGGAUCGUAUCAGGUUGGAACCAGCGGACUGUCGUACUACAACCUCACGUACAUUGUGCAACGCUCGGUGGAGAUUGGAAAACCAAUGAUAGCGGCGUCGAUCAAUUAUCGAAAGGGUGGCUGGGGGAACAUGUAUAGCAUUGAGAUCCAGGGAUCGGGCAACACGAAUCUUGCACUCAGGGACAUGCGAAUGGGCCUAGCUUGGGUGCAGGAGAAUAUAGCUGCGUUCGGUGGCGACGAAGAGUCAGUCACCAUUUGGGGCGAGUCUGCGGGAUCAUUUGCUGUCGGCCAACUUUUGAUGUCCUACGGCGGCAGGACCGACGGCCUCUUCCAUCGAUCGAUACAGGAGUCCGGAAGCGCGGCCACCGCUUGGUACAACGGAAGCGACUGGUACCAGCCGAUAUACCAGGGGAUCGUGGACGAUGCCGGAUGUACCGAUGCUAUCGAUACCUUAGAGUGCCUGCGUACGGUGCCUUACAAGGAGCUGUAUCCUCUGCUCAACCAAUCCAGACUUGUUGGAGCACCAGGUUGGUAUCCGACAGUGGACGGAGACGUGAUACCCAACUUCCCGACGACAAUGCUAGAGGAAGGCAGAUUCGCGCAUAUACCUCACUUGUACGGCAGCAACUCCGACGAAGGGACUGACAAUGCACCCUUCGGCAUCGAUACUGACGAAGAUCUUGAAACGUAUUUACUGAAGGACACAGGCUUCCAAUUCCCACCCAGCGCUGUGUCGAGGAUCUUGGAGCUUUACCCUGACGAACCAUCUGAAGGUGUACCAAUCAAUACGGGCGACCGACGUUUUGUGAAGGAGGGACGGCAGUACAAGAGGGUGGCAGCCAUUGUAGGCGACGUCUUCUACCAUGCAACUCGCCUCAACGAUGCUCGCUACUACUCGAAAUGCUCGCCGACUUACAUUUACCGCUUCAACACUCGGCCAUACGAAAACGAUACUAGCACGUAUCUUGCUCCUGCCUAUAAAGGCGUCGAGCAUUUCAGCGAGGUUGCUUUUGUUUUCAAUAACCCAGAGAGCGUCGGUCCAUGGCCAGAGUACAGGGCUCUUAGCAAUGAUAUGAGUGAUAUGUGA